AUGGGUAACUCCCAGACCAAGGAAUCACGAGCCGGCACGCCGCACCGUCAACAAUGGUCGUCUUCCGAUGCCUCCGGCAGUGGCCGGAUCGUCUAUCAGAACCCUCGAUCAGGAAGAAGCAGUCGGCCUGACUUGUCUAUCCUGGGAAUCGGCAGCAGUCAUAGAGAUGACCGUGACGUGGCCACACUAGAACAGCGGCGUGAAACGAAACAGGAGCGGGAGGCUCGCCGCCUGGAGAAGGAACGCGCCGCCCGUGUGAACGAACGGGAGCGCAGUAUGAAAGAGGAACAUGUGGAUGGAGGUUAUCUAGUCACUCAGGGUGUCUAUGUGGGAACGGAGGAUUUCAAUAAGGCGGUUGUUCGACAGCUGAUGAUUGAGCGACGACUGGCUCCCUUCUGGAGAGGUCUGAAUGACUUCUCCGAAUCAUGGGCGGAGCACCAAAUCACGGCUGCAGCCCGUGGCAUGCCUAUCCCCCCGCCCGAUGAGAUUCCCCCCGAGUUGGAGUACACACCACCCAAGGCCAGUGAUACAAAGGCGGCGGCCGAGGUGAACAUCCAGCAUCUCACGGUGCCCAUCACCUCCCGGUCGCAGUCUCUCAAUUCCGACGUGUCGCAAACCUCCAACCCCAGCCAGUCAUUACCUGCGGCGAUCGCGUCUGGUACAUCCACGUCGCCGUUCUUCCGCACCCGCGCCAAGACUCUCGCUGCCCUGACUACCUCUUCAAGGCAUGGUUCACAGACAGAUCUGACUCCUCGGGAACUGCAGCUUCCAAAGGAUCCAUUUGUCAACGGUCAACCCAUCGAAGUCUAUCUCUACAAGGAUGCGACCGAAUGCCCAAUCUGUUUCUUGUACUACCCUCCGUAUCUAAACCGGACUCGAUGCUGCGACCAGCCCAUUUGCUCCGAAUGCUUUGUCCAGAUCAAGCGCCCGGAUCCCCACCCUCCAGAGCACGAGCAGCCUGACCCUAAUGCUCCAGCUCCGGCCGAGGGCGAGCAACAACAAGCAGCUGAAUCGACCGACGGACAGUUAGUCUCAGAGCCUUCUGCUUGCCCGUUCUGUGUUCAGCCCGAGUUUGGAGUCACCUACGCCCCGCCAACUUUCCGCCGAGGCCUUACCUAUGCGGCCGACCCCAGCGCCCGUCUCUCACCCAACAUCAUCUCCCCUGUCUCAUCUACCUCCUCAUUGGUCUCCCCACAUGCUCUCCCCACGCCUGGUCGCCGUCGCGCUACGUCCUUGUCUGCGACCGACCCCAGCGUAGUCACGACGGACAAGGUUCGUCCGGAUUGGGCUCAGAAACUUGCCAAUGCCCGCGCACAUGCGGCGCGUCGCUCGGCCGCAGCGACUGCCUUGCACACUGCGGCAUAUUUGAUGAAUUCGAACACGUCCGGGAGUGAUUCCCGCGGGAUCGGUCUGAGUCGCAGAGGGCUGAGGAGAGCUACGCAGGGGGACGCCGGCCGGUCCGGAUCUCCCGCACUGAAUGCGCUCGCAUUUUUGACGGAACGACCUGAUCGCACGCCACCCCGUGUGUCUGCUCCGGACACGGACUCGGCGGAGGAAGGGCAAGCAAAUCUUGCACCGCCGCGAGACAGCUCACGGCGCAGUCGCGUCGACGACCUGGAAGAGAUGAUGAUGAUGGAGGCGAUUCGGUUGAGUUUGGCCAGUGAAGAGGACCGGAGGAGGAGAGAAGAGAAGGAAAUUCGAAAGGAAGCCAAGAGAAGGGAGAAGGAGAAGGAGAAGGAGGCUAAGAAGGCUGAUAAGGCGGCUCGCAAGACUGGGCUGUACAGCAACAAUGCCAGCACGUCGGCAUUAUCUACUCCCGUUGAGUGUGCCUUGGGCAAAGCUAGCAGCGCCUCUUCCAUUGUCGAGGAGGGACCGUCAGUGGGGAAGGGCAAGGCCGUUGAUCGUUCGUCCCCGUCGCCCGCCCUGGAAAAAUUCCCGGCAGCUCCAACGACCAUUUCCAAUGCGGCCGAUCAAUCAUUAGCCCCGCCUGAUGCGUCGGGAACUACGGAGCCGUCGAAACCGUCUCACCUCCGACAUGUGUCUAGUGCAUCGUCAUCAAUUUCGUCCAUUAUGGAAGCCAACGCUGGCGAACGUGGCAGCGGCCACGUGACAGCCGACGGAAGCAACCCUUCUCUUGAACCGCUGUUUAACUUUCGGAGUUUGGCGGCCAUGAUUGGUGAUGAGGAAAAGCGCUACCAGUCGGAACAUGUUGAGGACACCACGCAGCCGGUGGAGGGCUCCUCCAGUGCAACUCCCUCGGUUCACCAACCUUCGGCCGAUGCUGCCCGCAGCGAUAGCGACCCUGCUAAGACCGAGAUACCUCCCGCCACGAAGGCCCCCGUGGAAGCGCAAGAUAGCCCUGGUGGCAUCUCGCCCAAGGAGCUUGAGACUCGUUCAGUUGAGAUCACACAUGAGGCAAACACCGAGGCCACCUCGUGA
Molecule: messenger RNA, 2439 nt
Organism: Penicillium daleae
Lineage: Eukaryota; Fungi; Ascomycota; Eurotiomycetes; Eurotiales; Aspergillaceae
Gene: sip5
Product: Sip5p
Exons: 2
Coding region: 1-2439 (812 amino acids)
Cellular component (GO): cytoplasm
Source: RefSeq, a predicted model, not a curated record